Molecule: messenger RNA, 483 nt
Organism: Pyrus x bretschneideri (Chinese white pear)
Lineage: Eukaryota; Viridiplantae; Streptophyta; Magnoliopsida; Rosales; Rosaceae
Product: probable disease resistance protein At5g66890
Exons: 1
Coding region: 1-483 (160 amino acids)
Biological process (GO): defense response to fungus
Source: RefSeq, a predicted model, not a curated record
AUGAACAUCGACUAUUGCCAUGAUUUGGUGUCAUUGCCGGCCGAGCUCUGUGAUUUUGUUUAUCUAAAGAAACUCAGCAUCACCAACUGCCAUAAGCUAUCCGCCUUGCCUGACGGGAUCGAAAAGCUUGAGAAUUUAGAGGUGUUGAGGCUAAGGUCCUGCACAGACUUGGUAAGCCUUCCGGGCUCGAUUGAGAAACUCAAUAAGCUGUACUUUCUUGACAUAUACAAUUGUAUCAGCAUUAAGGAGUUGCCUGAACACAUCGGCGAAAUGAGUGGUUUAAGAAAGAUAAACAUGGGACAGUGCUCGAGAUUGGAAGAGUUGCCUCUGUCAGUCUGGGAUCUUGAUCAGCAGUUAGAGGAAGUGAUUUGUGAUGCAGGGACAGAAUAUUUGUGGAAACCCUUCUUAGCUAGUUUCAGAGACAAAAUCAAGGUGGCAAAAGAAAAAACCAAUUUGAAUUGGCUCGAAAGGCCUCAGUUGUGA